Messenger RNA from Erigeron canadensis, 1656 nucleotides. RefSeq names its product (-)-beta-pinene synthase, chloroplastic-like. Gene Ontology annotation, molecular function: magnesium ion binding; terpene synthase activity. The coding region runs from base 1 to 1656 and encodes 551 amino acids. The transcript is spliced from 7 exons. NCBI's taxonomy places the organism in Eukaryota, Viridiplantae, Streptophyta, Magnoliopsida, Asterales, Asteraceae. Gene Ontology annotation, biological process: diterpenoid biosynthetic process. The record is from RefSeq and is a predicted model, not a curated record.
AUGGCAGCUGUAACUUCAGAUGCACCCAUUGUUAGACGAUCAGCAAACUAUCCCCCUUCCGAAUGGUCAUACGAUUUUCUACAGUCACUGGCUGGAAACUAUGUGGCUCAAAAUACCAAAAGAACAUCAGACACCCUAAAAGAAAAAGUGAGGUCAAUGAUUUCUGUAGACACCGCAGUGAAGAAGCCCUUGAGUGCACUUGAAUUAAUCGAUGAUUUGCAAAGGCUUGGAGUAUCUUAUCAUUUCAAGGAUGAAAUAAGCAGGGUGUUGAACACGAUAUACACUUGCCACUAUGAAGCCCAUGAAAAGUGGGAAAAAAUGGAUCUUAACCUUAGAGCUCUUGGCUUUAGACUCUUGAGACAACAUGGCUAUCAUAUACCUCAAGAGAUAUUCAAGGACAUCAUGGAUGAGGCUGGAAAUAUCAAGUCACAUAUACGUGAGGACACUGUGGCAAUGCUUAACUUGUAUGAAGCUUCAUUUUAUGCUAUAGAUGAUGAAGAUAUGUUAGACGAAGCAAGGAAGUUCACAACCAAAUGUCUCGAAGAGGCAGUAGAGAUGUACGGCGACGUUGCUAAUCAAAGUCCGUUGUUGUUGUUGGUCAGUCAUGCCUUGGAGCUUCCAUUGCUUUGGAGGGUCCCAAGGUUUGAGUCAAUCUGGUUUAUAGAAGCAUAUAAGGGGAGAAAUGACAAGAUACCAUUUUUGUCUGUACUUUCUGAACUGGAUUACAACAUUGUGCAAGGAAUUCACCAAGAAGAUCUCAAGUCCUUAUCAAGGUGGUGGGUUGGUCUACAAUGGGACAGGAAGCUCACCUUUGCUCGAGACCGGAUGGUGGAGAGUUUUAUGUGGGCAGUUGGUGGAAACCACGAACCAUCAUUUGAUCUUCUAAGGAGUCACGUCACAAAGAGUAUUUCCAUGGUAAACGUCAUAGACGAUAUUUAUGAUGUGUAUGGUACACUAGAGGAACUCGAGCAGUUCACUCAAGUUGUGAGAAGUUGGGACAUAAAUGCAGCUGAAGGACUUCCUGAUUACAUGAAGACAUGUUUUCUAGGAUUCUACAACACCAUCAAUGAGAUGGCAUACAACACCUUGACAAACAAAGACUCUUUUGUUAUACCUUCUGUGAAACAAGCGUGGACAGAAUACUGUGAGGCAAACCUCAGAGAGGCACAAUGGUAUAACAGUGGAUACACCCCAACACUUGAAGAGUACUUGAACAACUCGCGAAUUACUGUUGCGGUUCCCGUAAUAGUCUUAGGUGCUUAUUUCUUGGAUUCAAAUAAAAUUGUUGGAGAGGCCUUGCAGAAUGUAAUAUGCUGGUCGGCUAUUGUUCUACGCCUUGCUGAUGACCUGGGUACCUCAUCGGCGGAGCGUGAAAGAGGUGAUGUUCCAAAAGCAGUCGAGUGUUACAUGCAUGAAACUGGUGUUUCGGAAAAAGAAGCCAGGACACAUAUAAAGAAGUUGAUCAUAGAGGCUUAUAAGAAGAUAAACAGAGAAAGAAUGGCUUGCAAAUCUCCAUCUAUGCAGGUAUUUAUGGAAUGUGCAUCAAAUCUUGGUCGAAUGGGGCAAUUUACAUACGAGCGUGGGGAUAUAUUUGGCACGCCAGAUGAUUUAUAUAAACGUCACCAAGUUUCAUUACUUUUUGAACCUAAACCUUAG